Messenger RNA from Odontomachus brunneus, 1534 nucleotides. Its product is annotated as pancreatic lipase-related protein 2-like. Lineage: Eukaryota; Metazoa; Arthropoda; Insecta; Hymenoptera; Formicidae. The coding region runs from base 221 to 1171 and encodes 316 amino acids. Gene Ontology annotation, molecular function: lipase activity. The record is from RefSeq and is a predicted model, not a curated record. Gene Ontology annotation, biological process: lipid metabolic process. The transcript is spliced from 7 exons.
UUUUCAAAGGAACAAGUGUCGUCGUUAGUAAAGAUCUCUUUAUUCGUUAAUCUUCCUCGCAAUUAAUUGACGCAUGACGAAUUAAUUUUACCUAUCAACCCAUAUCGCUAACGACUUAUCGAUUGUGACAAACGUCUGUCGUCAGCGGGCUAUAAAAGAGACUAGAAGCAUAAGUCAAAAUAAAAAUUACCUACGACUUCGUGCGCGAACCUCCACAGAAAUGGACGUGGCUAUACCUGCUUUGGCAUUAAUUUAUCCUUCUUUCUUGACGUCCCUCGUCUCGAGUCCGAAUUGUACAAUCUUCGCAAACGACCAUGGGGUCGCGUACGUGAUCGACAUCAGUGAACAUUCAAUGAAGGAAGCAGAAGUCACAGAGUUAGAAGACGCCGUUAUGACGACCAGUUUCUUCCUGUACACUCGAAACAAUUUGAAAGUCGGCCAGGAACUAUACAUCAACGACUUGGACAGCGUAAGGAACAGUUAUUGGGAUCCCAAACGUUCUACUCGUUUCGUCACUCAUGGUUGGCAAGGAAGUAUCGAUACGGUUGCCUGUGUUCUCAUUCGAGAUGCAUAUCUCAAAAGUGGCGAUUACAACGUCAUCCUGGUCGAUUGGAGGCAAGCGGCCAGUUACAUCUAUUGGAAAUCGGUAUACAAUAUACCGAAAAUAGCGAGUCGCACGACUCUUAUGCUGGACUUCCUGCGGAAACACGCGGGUCUGAAUCCAAAAACGACUAAACUGAUCGGGCAUUCGUUAGGAGCGCACGUCUGCGGACUUGCUGCUCGUUUCGCGGGUGACAAGAUCAACGAAGUAGUCGCUUUGGAUCCUGCGGGACCCAUGUUUUCGGGAAAAGAACCAGGCUACAGAGUAGACAAGACGGACGCACGUCGGGUUCAGGUGAUACACACAAACGCAGGAACUCUGGGCAUGCAGGAGGCAAUUGGCACCGCUGACUUUUAUCCGAAUGGUGGCAAGAGACAGCCGGGAUGCAAACUUGACUUGAUAGGUACGUGUGCGCAUUCGAGAUCUUACAUGUACUACGCCGAAUCCAUCCUGAAUCCCAAAGGUUUUCGCGCUGACGAUGUGUUCAUGGGAGGACCGGUUCUCGAUCCGCAUGCAAAAGGAGAAUACACUCUGGAAACUAACAGCGAGUCGCCGUUCGCCCUCGGAUAAUGACCUGUUCUUCUUAUAGUUGUUACUUUUGUAAAAAUAUUUAUAAUAUUGAAGAUAACUUUUUUAAAAAUACACUGUAGUACCAGACCAAGUCAUUCCGUUAGCUCACUAACGACGAACAUACUAGCAUUGAUAAUGAAUGUUCACGUGUCCAGAUUAUUCACUUGAUAAAUCGAUUAAAUUAUAAAAUUUAAAAACGAUUGAGUUCAUAAAAUGUAUUACUAACGGAAUGCAAUGCAAGUCUACUACUGAGAGUUAAAUAUACUAGUCAAUAGAAUAUUAGUCCGAAUAUUAUAUAUUACAUAGUAAAUUAUGAUAUGGUAAUAUCAUAAUUUGUGCUACAUUAUAACAUAGCUAUGCUGA